Peromyscus leucopus (white-footed mouse) is the source of this 757-nucleotide messenger RNA. RefSeq names its product inositol 1,4,5-trisphosphate receptor type 1-like. The transcript has 6 exons. The coding region runs from base 203 to 757 and encodes 184 amino acids. The record is from RefSeq and is a predicted model, not a curated record. Lineage: Eukaryota; Metazoa; Chordata; Mammalia; Rodentia; Cricetidae. Gene Ontology annotation, biological process: calcium ion transport.
CUGGUAUCUGGGGCCCUGCAGCUCCUCUUCCGGCACUUCAGCCAGAGCAGGAGGUCCUUCAGGCCUUCAAGCAGGUUCAACUGCUGGUUACCAGCCAAGAUGUGGACAACUACAAGCAGAUCAAGCAAGAUUUGGACCAACUGCGGUCCAUUGUGGAAAAAUCUGAGCUGUGGGUGUACAAAGGCCAGGGUCCGAUGAGACCAUGGAUGGUGCCUCUGGUGAAAAUGAACAUAAGAAGACUGAGGAGGGGAGCAGCAAGCCACAAAAGCAUGAAAGCACCAGCAGCUACAACUACCGAGUGGUGAAAGAGAUUUUGAUCCGACUUAGCAAGCUGUGUGUGCAAGAGAGCGCCUCGGUGAGGAAGAGCAGGAAGCAGCAGCAGCGGCUGCUGAGGAACAUGGGUGCGCAUGCUGUGGUGCUGGAGCUGCUGCAGAUCCCCUACGAGAAGGCCGAAGACACCAAGAUGCAGGAGAUAAUGAGGCUCAUGAAUUCCUGCAGAAUUUCUGUGCAGAUCCUGGAGGCAGUGACCAUGCAGCACAUCUUCAUGAACAACUUCCAGCUGUGCAGUGAGAUCAACGAGAGAGUGGUCCAGCACUUCGUCCACUGCAUCGAGACCCACGGUCGCAAUGUCCAGUACAUAAAGUUUCUCCAGACCAUUGUCAAGGCAGAAGGGAAAUUCAUUAAAAAGUGCCAAGACAUGGUCAUGGCUGAGGUGACAACCACAUAUUUCCAUCUCCCUCCAUCUGGUGUUCUGUAG